Molecule: messenger RNA, 234 nt
Organism: Colletotrichum graminicola M1.001
Lineage: Eukaryota; Fungi; Ascomycota; Sordariomycetes; Glomerellales; Glomerellaceae
Exons: 2
Coding region: 1-234 (77 amino acids)
Source: RefSeq, a predicted model, not a curated record
AUGGACACAACUUCAAACACGUCCAUCGUCAACGGUGACGCCUCCUCAAGCCGCGCCGCCGACCCCAACGAGACCCGGCGCCUCCAGGACCAACGCUUGCAACUCUUCCUCGGGGAUGAUGAAUCCCCUAACCCUAUGCUGCCUCGCACGACGACCUCCGACGAGCAGCACAAGAAGGAAAUGUCCGAAAAAAUCAACAAGACCAUGUCCAAGGCCCAGAAACGAGUGACCUGA